CUAUUGAUUAUAUUCAAUUCUUGCACAAAGAAAAAAAGAAACAAGAGGAAGAGGUCUCCACUCUCCGGAAAGAUGUGCAGGCCUUGAAAAUCAUGAAAGUAAACUAUGAAGAGAUUGUUAAAGCUCACCAGGACAAUCCCAGUGAAGGAAAGAAUCAGGUCUCUGACCAAGUGAAGUUCAAUGUUUUCCAGGGUAUCAUGGACUCUUUGUUCCAAUCCUUUAAUGCCUCCAUCUCAGUAACAAGCUUUCAGGAGCUCUCAGCUUGUGUUUUCAGCUGGAUAGAAGAGCACUGUAAGCCACAGACCUUGCGAGACAUUGUCAUUGGUGUACUGCAACGACUGAAGAGCCAACUCUACUAAUCAAAGAGAAAGCUUUGAAGGGGCCUCAUUUGGAGAGAUAUGGCCAAGAAGCUUUAUUCCUUCCAGUAAUUCCAUUUCAAGCUUUUUUAGGGCUACAGAUUGGUUUUACCUCUGGAAUCCCGUCAGUUUACACUGCAAGCUCUUCAGAUGAGCAGAAAAAUAAUCAGCUCUCAAUUCAUCAGGAUUGCUUGCUGCCAUCUCUUUUUCAAGCCUUGGCUCUACCUGUUCCUAUGCAUAAAUGUAGUGGAUCUAAUAGAAAUGUAUUUACAAUAUACCAGGGUUUCACAAUGAGCCAAAUUCUUUUCUUAAUGUCUCUUCAUCUAUGUUUGGUAAAUACUUUUUCUAAAUGCCUAGGU
Thamnophis sirtalis is the source of this 715-nucleotide messenger RNA. Lineage: Eukaryota; Metazoa; Chordata; Lepidosauria; Squamata; Natricidae. The record is from RefSeq and is a predicted model, not a curated record.